CAGCGACACCGGAAGAGCCGAACGAACGCCCAGCCCGCCCCGCCGCCUGCCUUAUAUACAACCCGGGCGGAUCGGCAGCGCCCGUUGCGAUUGGCUGCGCGAGAGGACUCGUUCCCCAGCCAAUGGAAAAGGCGAAUUCCAGACCCGGCCAAUAGCGAAUCCCGGCGCCGCGCGGAGCCGACAGACAGCCAAUAGCGAGGCGGCGAUGUCGGCGGAGCUGCUAUAAAAGCGGCAGCCGAGGCGGUGCCGGCGCUGUUGGCUGUUUGUUGGUGCGUUUGUUUUGUGCGUGAGCUGCGGUUGGUGCCGAGAUGCCCGAGCCGGCCAAGUCCGCGCCCGCGCCCAAGAAGGGCUCGAAGAAGGCGGUGACGAAGACGCAGAAGAAGGGCGACAAGAAGCGCAAGAAGAGCCGCAAGGAGAGCUACUCAAUCUACGUGUACAAGGUGCUGAAGCAGGUGCACCCCGACACGGGCAUCUCGUCCAAGGCCAUGGGCAUCAUGAACUCCUUCGUCAACGACAUCUUCGAGCGCAUCGCGGGCGAGGCGUCGCGCCUGGCGCACUACAACAAGCGCUCCACCAUCACGUCGCGGGAGAUCCAGACGGCCGUGCGCCUGCUGCUGCCCGGCGAGCUGGCCAAGCACGCCGUGUCCGAGGGCACCAAGGCGGUCACCAAGUACACCAGCUCCAAGUAGACGGUUUCUGUCCCAUCUUUUCAACCCAAAGGCUCUUUUAAGAGCCACCCA
This is a messenger RNA of Passer domesticus (house sparrow), 740 nucleotides long. Its product is annotated as histone H2B 1/2/3/4/6. The record is from RefSeq and is a predicted model, not a curated record. Gene Ontology annotation, molecular function: structural constituent of chromatin; protein heterodimerization activity; DNA binding. Bases 309 to 689 code for a protein of 126 amino acids. The transcript has a single exon. Gene Ontology annotation, cellular component: nucleosome. NCBI's taxonomy places the organism in Eukaryota, Metazoa, Chordata, Aves, Passeriformes, Passeridae.